Radiomyces spectabilis is the source of this 2449-nucleotide messenger RNA. Its product is annotated as acyl-CoA dehydrogenase/oxidase C-terminal. Lineage: Eukaryota; Fungi; Mucoromycota; Mucoromycetes; Mucorales; Radiomycetaceae. The transcript is spliced from 6 exons. Gene Ontology annotation, molecular function: fatty acid binding; FAD binding; acyl-CoA oxidase activity. Gene Ontology annotation, biological process: fatty acid beta-oxidation using acyl-CoA oxidase; lipid homeostasis. The record is from RefSeq and is a predicted model, not a curated record. Gene Ontology annotation, cellular component: peroxisome. The coding region runs from base 104 to 2200 and encodes 698 amino acids.
CUUUAGUCAUGUUAAAUUACGGAAAGAAACCGCUCAAAUAGGCGAUCAAAAGGGGAACAAGUAACGGGUUUUCUCCACACUUCUUCACCUGAUACUGUUUUCCAUGUCUUUUGACAAUAACGUCCCUACCAAGUUCCCGGCCCUUGCGCCCAAAGCACCUUCUGGUGAUCUUCUUCUCGCUCAUGAGCGUGCCAAAGCCCAGUUUAACGUGGACGAACUGUCCAAGUUCAUGUACACCGAGGAAUGGCUUAACAAGAUGCACAAAGUACUCAAAGUUCUUGAAACCGAACCCGCUUUCGAUAAGACCAAUCGUUAUUACGAGAGCCGUCAGCAACGGGUCGGUAGCGCCUACAUGAAAGAUAAGCGCUUGAUUGAACUUAUCCGUGAGCACAACUGGGAUGAAACCGAGGUUCAGAUUGCCAGCUUUUUAUAUGAUAUGUCCUCUCCUUUCACUUUGCAUUAUGGCAUGUUCAUUCCUACCCUGAAAUCUCAGACGACCGAUGAACAAAAGAAAUUGUUCUUGGAACCUGCAUUGAAGCAUCAAAUCAUUGGCUGUUAUGCUCAAACAGAGCUGGGCCACGGUUCCAACGUGCAGGGUUUGGAGACCACCGCUACGUACAUCCCCGAGACCAACGAAUUCGAGCUUCACUCGCCAACGUUGACAUCGGCCAAGUGGUGGAUUGGCGGUUUGGGUACUGCUGCCACCCAUGCCAUUGUCAUGGCCCGCCUUAUUUCGAAUGGCAAGGACCUCGGUCCUCACCCUUUCUGUGUUCAGAUCCGCAGCCUGGAGGAUCAUCGUCCCAUGAAGGGAGUGACCGUCGGCGAUAUUGGUCCCAAGUUCGGUUUCAACUCGGUCGACAAUGGAUUCGUCAUGUUUGAUCACUACCGUAUUCCUCAUGUCGCUUUCUUGUCAAAGUAUGCUCAGGUGAAGCCCGGAUCAGGCGAAUACAUCAAACCUCCGAAUGCCAAAUUAUCCUACGGUACCAUGGUGUUUGUGCGUGCUAAUAUUGUCAUGGGUGUUCGUUAUGCGAUUGCCAAGGCGACUACUAUUGCUGUCCGUUACUCGGCUGUGCGUCAACAGUUCGUGGAUGCUGCCAGCCCUCGCAAAUGGAACAACAAGGUCAUUGAGACCCCUGUAUUGGAUUACACAAUGCAGCAGUAUCGUCUUUUGCCCACCAUCGCUGCCGCUUACGCCUGUUUCUUCACCGGUUCGGAAAUGCUCCGUUUGUACAACUUGAAUCAGGAAGCCAUGCAACAAGGCAACUUUUCUCUGUUGGCCGAUCUUCACGCUAGUUCCUCUGGUCUAAAGAGUUUGACCACCACCAUGGCUGUUGAAGCCAUUGAAGACUGCCGACGUGCGUGUGGUGGUCACGGAUACAGCAUGUUCUCUGGUUUAGGCAUGUUUUACCAGGACUACCUUCCCAACGUAACCUGGGAAGGUGACAAUUACAUCUUGACGCAACAAACUGCACGCUACUUGUUAAAGACCUUCCGUAACGUGGUGGCCGGAAAAGCGGUUCCUUCUGAAUAUAAUCAAACCGUGACCUAUCUAUCGCAGUAUAUGCAGAAUCCCAAAGCGAAAUGUCCUGCCACUUCGCCCAAGGAUUUCUUAAACCCUGAAUUGGUGCUUUCCGCGUUUGGAUUCCGUGCCGCUUACGGAAUCGCUCAGGUGGCUGAACAGAUCGAUCGUCACGGCCGUAGCUGGAACUCUAUGCUGGUGGAAAUCAGCCGAAUUUCCAAGGCCCACUGUCAGUUCAUGUUGAUUCGCAAUUUCAUUGUGUCACUUCAGGACAAUGCGAAGCUUUCCAAGGAUACCGUCAAGGUGCUGCGCACUUUGUCUGCUUUGUUUGCUCUUCACACCAUGGAAAAGGAAUUGGCCGAUUUUGUUCUCUCGGGUUACCUGAACUCGGAACAGGCGACGAUGUUGAAGACUCAGGUCAUUGAUUUGCUCGAACAAGUGCGUCCUCAGGCUGUGGCUUUGGUCGAUGCGUUUGCUUUGCCCGAUUACUACCUUCACUCGGCCUUGGGUCGCUAUGACGGAAAGGUCUAUGAGUCCAUGACGAGCAUGGCCGAACGUGAACCUUUGAACCAAACCAUGGUCGUGGCUGAAUACGAAAAGAUCAUCAAACCUCUGGUCCAUCAAGGCAAAAACCAAGGCCGCUGGUCCGCAGAUGGCACCCUGCAGCAUGCCAAACUGUAAUUUCGCAAAGAACGCACCUCCAAAAUAUUUUUUCAUAGACAAUCUUAUCAGGUAUAACGCAAAUCUGAUAUACACAUUUCUCUCUCUUUUUUUUUGUUUCAUCCGCUUCUCCCCCUUCUCUUUUUCUUGUCCUAUUGUUAUUUGCUGAAUGUAUUUCUAUUUAUAUUUUUCUCUUUUUUUUAGUUUUCUCUUUUAGUUUCUGUAAUCUAUACGGUCGUUUUAUUGAAAUAGAAAAUCAGGCACUGAAAA